GGCUGUUUCUCCCCCAUCAGUCCAGAGGAUUGCCCCCUUGUGCAGUCUUUCAUGUGCCACAACCGAAUGUUUAUCCUCGAUGGCCACGUGCAGCUGAAGACAGGCCUGCAGACCCAGGAACGACACCUUUUCCUUUUCACCGACCUUCUGGUUGUUGCCAAGUCCAAGUCACAUUCUCAUUUCAAACUGAAGUGCCAAGCACGUCUCUGUGAGACGUGGACAGCAUUUUGUACAGAAGAAGUCUGUGAAGGCAGCACAGACCCAGAAAGGUCCUUUGUUUUGGGCUGGCCCACCACAAACUGUGUGGUGAAUUUCAGAUCUGCCGAACAAAAGGAAACAUGGCUUUCUUUUUUGCAAAGUCGAAUAAGAGAAGAGAAGGAAAAAGACUAUCCUAAAAGUAUUCCCCUGAAGAUAAUUGCAAAGGAUGUUGGAACUUGUGCAUAUUCAAAGACCCUAGCUGUAACCAACGUUGAUACAGCAAAUGAUGUAAUUCUGAUGGCCCUGCAGCAGCUGGGAAUUACUGGCUCUGAAAAAGAUUACAAGCUCUGGGUGAUUUCAGGAAGAGAAGAUGCUCCUUAUCCUCUUAUUGACUUAAGCCAAAAGUCGUUUAAAAGGAAAAGAUCUAUCAUAAAUUGGGCCUUUUGGCGUGGCCCAGGCACUCACUUGGACAACGCACCUCUCUCCUCAACAUCUGCUGCUCCUGGGAAGCUCUUUGGCCUCUUGCUAACAGCCAUCUGUGAGGAUGACAACCUGCCCAAGCCUCUCUUGGACAUGCUUUCCCUCCUUUACCAAGAGGGCCCUUCCACCGAGGGUAUUUUCAGGCGCUCAGGAAGUGCAAAAACCUGCAAGGAGCUCAAGGAGAAGCUUGAUUCAGGAGCUGAAGUGGACUUAGCCUGUGAAUCCAUAUUUGUGACAGCAUCUUUGUUUAAGGAUUUUCUACGCAACAUCCCAGGCAGCAUUUUGUCAUCGCAGCUCUGUGAUAAGUGGAUCUCUGUGAUGGAUCAGGGGAAUAAUGAAGAGAAAAUAAAAAACAUCCAAAGGUUAAUAGAGCAGCUCCCCAGAGCUAAUGUUGUUCUGUUACGUUACAUCUUUGGAGUACUGCACGGUAUAGAAAUGCGAUCUGAAGAGAACCAGAUGAAUGCAUUUAAUCUAGCUAUCUGCAUUGCACCUAGCCUGCUCUGGCCUCCUGUUUCCUCCACUCCUGAUACAGAAAGUGAAUUCACAAAAAAGAUUUCUAGUCUGGUGCAGUUCCUCACUGAGAAUUGCUGCAGAAUAUUUGGAGAGGAAAUUACCUCCCUCUUUGGAGAAAUACUUAUGACAUGCAAGAACAGAGAGAAUGGCUCAGAUGUUGCUUCCCUCCAUCUGAAUGACUCUUCCUAUGACAGUCUGGAAAAUGAGCCUAAUGAUGAAGCCGACUCCUCAUCUAGUGACUGGAUUAAGAACAGAGAUCAGGAUAACAGGAGCAGGGAGUCUGUCUUUACUCUGAGCGAUGGUGAUUCAGAGCAAACAGAGGUGGAUGAAAUCCAGAACAAAACCAAAUCAAAACAGUUGACCAUUUCUGUUGAGGUACACCAUAAGUUUUCAUCACAAGAAAACUCAGAGAAUGAAUCUCUCUGCUCCAAUGCAUUGGGCUUCUCUUCGGCAACUACCUCAGGUGCUCUUAAAACCCCAAGGAGACACAGGCGCUCCUCAGAGCCCACAAUUGGCCUUCUGGCCCCUGGUUUCACCCGCCUCAGUGAAACGUGUGAGAAGGCAGCGCGCAAAGCCAGCUGCGACGUUUUCCUCUCUCAUGAAGAUGAAGACUAUCUCCACCAGCUUCGUUCUUUACAGAUGGAAGGGCAAAAGCUUAUCAAUCAAAGCUUGAUUAUAGGGAUUAAUGUGGGCAAAAGUGACAACGCAAGGCAAAACACAGAAAAGAAAGACCUGCCCCAUUGCCUCCUGCCUCCAAACCCAGAGGGAUUAAAUAUUUGCUCAGGAUUUAGCUCUUCUAGCUUGUCUUCUCCUGGGACAUCUCCAUCUUUGUCAUCAAUGAGCUCCCUGGACAGUGCUUUCUCUCAGUUUUCAGACCAAUCUGUGUUUACCCCAACUGAAACCUCCUCCCCUUUGGAUAGCACUUUCCAGUUGCUAAAGAAACACGAAGACACUGCUGCUGAAGCAGGUGAUGACUAUUUGGUUAAGCCCACUGGGGUACCAGGGCCUCCAAAACCUACCGAUGCUUUGGUUGAGGAGCGCUUGGUGGAGACCAACAGCAGGCCAGUACCUACGAAACCUACUGAAGCAGUGGAUGGCUAUUUGGUUAUGUCUGACAUUGAGCCAUUACCUCUGAGAGUCACAGGAAGAGACAGACUAAUCCAAGAUCAAAGAGGAGGUUUAGAAGAGCAUUGCAACAAUCCAAAGUUUGAAGAGAUUGACCAAAGCUUUUUGAGAAGGAACCUUAUGCUUAAAAUAAACACCAUAAAAAAUGCCUUUGGUGUUAAUGUGUGUUCAUUUUAAGUUUACUAUCCAGGCUGUUUAAGUAUAAUCGAGCAGUCCCAGAAUUCAUGGGUUUUCUUUUUUUCUUAAGGAAUUGUUAAAGUAAUUUUCCCAUGCAAAGUUUUGCCAGAAUAUUGUAAGAAUAACAAAAAUUGUUAAAAAGCAAAGAAACAGAAUGCUCCCUAAAAUCUGAAAAGGUCCCAGGAAAUGCUUAAGAGAAGUACCCUGUUGACUGGCCCUGCCAGGUGCUUGCUGGGACUCUCCCCUUGACUACUCGUGUGUUGAGCCUUGCGGAUGUGAGUCCCAGUCUUUGUGGUUUUGACGUAGCGUGCAAAGUCAGCGUAGAUCCCAUAACUGUGGUAUUAUACUACUGGUCUGAAACUGAUAGUUAUUCCUUCCAUUGUCCCCCAAGGAGUAAGUGUGUUGUUUUCUGUAUGUUUAUACGAUAUGUUUGAUAGGUGUAGUUAUUUCAUUCACACUGCAAAAGAAAAGAAAAAAAAUAAGCUCGUAAAUAUGUAAAGUUAAAUGCUGAAGCUUGUAACUAACACCUCCCAACUCUACGUUUUUCAUUUAUUGUGCUGUUGGCUGUUCUGUUCAUAUUUAAGUUGUGAAUAGUUUCUUAACAUUGCUGUAAAUGGCAUUGUGUAUUAUUCCAAGCAGAACACAUGUAAUUUUAUUAUGCAGCAUCUAAAACAUCAUAUAAUAUAUUAAAAGUAAUGCAUUAUCUAAAUGCUUUGAGUUUGUAUAAUAUAUCCUGAAAAAUUUUGCUAUUAUAUAUGUUCUGAAAAGAAAUGUGUAUUUUUGUACUUGCAAAAACUGCUGCUAAUUUUACGAGUUCUGUUUUGUUGUUACAGCACUGGUAUUGAUGUGUAUGCAUUCAAUGCUAUAUAUUAAAUAUUAUUUGUUAUGUCAUAAAUUCAGUUUA
This is a messenger RNA of Tinamus guttatus (white-throated tinamou), 3397 nucleotides long. The record is from RefSeq and is a predicted model, not a curated record. NCBI's taxonomy places the organism in Eukaryota, Metazoa, Chordata, Aves, Tinamiformes, Tinamidae.